AUGGCGUCGGCAGCUAGGUGUGCGACAGAACAUCGUGGUGGAGGAAGAAGUCAAACACGACGAGUUAGAGCUCUACCAAUUCUUGCAGCGCGGCACAUGGCGGACGUGCGACAGCGGACGUCGAUCAGGCACGGUGCAAACGAGAGACGGGGCGACGACGCCAUCGCGGAAGUCCAGCGGAGUUACCGUGUGUAUGUGUUUAACCCUCUGAUUGUUUUUUUGGAGAUCCUUCGAGUGCAUUCAAGUGCUGAUGGACGAGGAGUUUUGGAUCUCAAGUUUCACCCGAGACAAUCUUGGUUGUUCACGACGGGUGCAGAUUCCUUUAUUAAGCUCUAUUGUCGUUAA
Striga hermonthica is the source of this 345-nucleotide messenger RNA. NCBI's taxonomy places the organism in Eukaryota, Viridiplantae, Streptophyta, Magnoliopsida, Lamiales, Orobanchaceae. The record is from the annotation of a GenBank genome assembly.